AUGGGUUCACCAUCACGGAUCGAGGACAUGUUGGCGGCGGCUUUGCUUGGUCACUGUAUUUUGACUCUCUGCUCUCUUUACUCCCCAGAGACCAGCCAGCCUGUCGACCCCUUCAGUUAUGACUACGAUACAUUGCGCUUGGUGGGGAUGAUCUUGGCCAGCAUCCUGUUUGUGCUGGGAAUCUUGAUAGCACUGAGUAAAAAAUUCAAAUGCAAUAAAUCGGACCCUGGACUGUCAGAUCCCAGGGCGACAGGGAAAACUACCACUCCAGCUGGCACCGUGUAGGCACCGUCCUGAAGAUGUCCUGCUCCCGAGUGGCUGGCGAUGAACCGCGCCCGGGACCUUUCUCCAGAGACCUUGGCACUGACUGCCCGGGUGGGGGAGGGUCUCUCCUGUCUAAACUCAAGGAGGGAGGGGCACUUUUAUAACCAGUUAGCUCUUGCGCUUCCAUUGCAUGAUGGGAGCAGGCCACCCGGGUAGGGUUGGGGCAUGGCACAGGCCACGGGGUGAUGCAGCCCAUCUGCCAGUCAGUGUCAGCUGAUCCCCGACUCUACUGGGGGCUGGUCCUUAUAAAUACCCCCCCUCUCCUACACAGGGUCCCAUUAAAAUGCAAUAAUGCUGCCUGCUGCUGCUGCUGCUCUCUGGGAAAACGAAUCACCAAAAUGCUUCCUCGCCGCUGGGCAUAAUAUAAACCUCCAUUGCUAUUGCUGCUGCUGCUGCUGCUUUGCUGUCUGAGCCUCUUGCUGUGCUGUGAACGCCAUUAGCCACAAAGUGAAGUGGCAUAGUCCAAAGAGCCCCACCCCCCCUUGCCUUGUGGGAAACUAGCCCUUUCUUGGAGUGUGGGGGAGGGCACUGUAACGUAUUCCAUCCCUUCUAAUGGAUCGGACUCCUAGAACUAGGAUAUAAUAUUACCGCUGACCACUAGAGGGCGGCAAAGUGAAGAGUUUUUUUUUCUAUAGCUUGUUGCUGCCAUCUAGUGGUACAGUAAGGGUUUGCAGGCCUGAUCUAGUACCGUAGUCGGAGUGAUGGGCAAGCAAGCUAGGGAAGAAUUGUUAGAAAGGGAAGGGUUGCUUUCUUGUCAUACGGUCCUCUUCUGCCAAGGGACGCUGACCCCCAGCUUCUCCAUGCAGUACCAUCCACAUCUCCAUGUCGCACAUGGAGAAAAAAAUUGACCAAUCAAUAAAAAUCAUGGCGGUUUUUUUUUU
Thamnophis elegans (Western terrestrial garter snake) is the source of this 1205-nucleotide messenger RNA. RefSeq names its product FXYD domain-containing ion transport regulator 7-like. The record is from RefSeq and is a predicted model, not a curated record. The coding region runs from base 1 to 285 and encodes 94 amino acids. Gene Ontology annotation, molecular function: sodium channel regulator activity. Gene Ontology annotation, cellular component: membrane. Lineage: Eukaryota; Metazoa; Chordata; Lepidosauria; Squamata; Natricidae. Gene Ontology annotation, biological process: regulation of sodium ion transmembrane transporter activity. The transcript has 6 exons.